Molecule: messenger RNA, 2271 nt
Organism: Hyalella azteca
Lineage: Eukaryota; Metazoa; Arthropoda; Malacostraca; Amphipoda; Hyalellidae
Exons: 9
Coding region: 1-2271 (756 amino acids)
Source: RefSeq, a predicted model, not a curated record
AUGGUAACAGAGACGUCUGCUAGUGACAAGACGUACGUCAACGGUAACAAGACGUCUGCUGGUGACAAGACGUACGUCAAUGGCAAUAAUGAGACGUCUGCAAGUGCCAGCCGUACCUCAACGUUGCUGCGCGGUGCUGCGGACGCAGUGCUGUAUGAGCACCUUCUCAGCACGUCCGAGUUCGAUGCUGUGCUGCUGUGGCUGAGGCGCGACCUCCUGCCCAUGCUGCCCCACCUGCAGCAGGUGGCAGCGCAGCUGGCUGAUGUCGUGGCAGGUGGGGGAUGUCGUGGCAGGUGGGGGAUGUCGUGGCAGGUGGGGAGUGUCGUGGCAGACCCGGCUAUGACGUCAGCAUCGCGACGUCGGCGACGAGCAGCUGACGAUGGUGCAGGUGCUGCUGACGAUGCAGGAUCGGUGACCCAGCGGCUGGGGUCUGCGCUGUGUGGGGAAGACGUGGGGCUUCCUCAACAGGCGCUGCGUCUUCUGGCCAACCUGCCAGCCAAGUCCUCCCCAACUUCUGCCACACCCCCUCCCCCCGCCUGGUGCCCCGCCCUGAUGCGGGGGCUGCGUCUGGGUCCCGCUGACGACGUGAGCUCGUCGCUCCUUCGUCGCUUCGUCGCGCCGCUGCUCACUGGACGCGUCGUCUACACGCCACGCAACGCCGUCACUGACGCCAUCGUCAGCAACAUGAACACGACGCUGCAGAGGUGGGCAGUUCAGCGCGAGGUGUUCUCUCUGCUCCACCUGCUGGUGUCGCAGCUCUUCUUCAGCAGCGAAGUGUCCUCAGCGCUGCAGGAGAUGACCUGGGUCCUGUCCCAGCCCCUCGUGUCCUCCACCCUCCUGCAACUCCUGCCGCAGGAGGCUCCUCAGAUCCUACAGCUCCUAGAAGCUCUCCAACGGCAGCAAGGCAGUGGAGCUGUGAUGGUGCAGGCGCUGCUGGACGAGGCCUCACCGCUGCUGCAGCUGGCUGAGUGCAUUGAGCUGGACCGCUUUGUGCCAGCUGAGGACGAACAACAGCUGCUGGAGAUGGCACAGCGAGCACACAACGAUGAAGCCUUCCUGGCAGGAGUGGUGUUUGGGGGCGUAGGAGGAUCUGCGGACAACUCGUCACGUCUUCCGCCGCACGUCUCCUACGUCAUCCGCGGUGACGCCGCCAGGCUGCCGUCGUCCCGCCAGGCUGGCCCAACGUUCUGGAGGCCUGGACCCUACGCCGACUACGGGGACCAGCUGUUGUACCACCAGGGCUUUGUUAUCCUACAGAACGCGCUGGACGAGGCGAUCAUGAAGACCCUCUACCAGCAGACCUCUUCAACCACCACCCGGUCUGCAAGCGCUGCAGUGGGUCUGCAUUUCGAUCAAUCUGCCGUGGAAGACGUAGAGACAAUUUUCGACGACACGAUUUCCAGGAUGAACAGCCAUAUUGUGAAGGAUCCUUUUGAAGACGACAGGCAGUUGGAGGCCUGGAUGGACGUCCUCACCCAGUUGAGGGGAGUCCGUGAAGCUUUUCUCACUGGGGAGCAGAUUCCGACUGCACCCCGUUCUUCCCCGCUAACUAAAGAGGCGGUAACAUCUAGGAAGGUGAGAGCUGCUGGGAGUGGCAGUGACUUAUAUAAAGCCUCUCACACAUAUAGAGGCUCCAGAGACCUCCACUCAUACGGAGACGCCAGAGACCUCCUCUCAUACGGAGACUCCAGAGACUCCCACUCAAAUGGGGAAGGCAGAGACAUGAGGGGAGUCCGUGAAGCUUGGCUCACUGGGGAGCAGACUCCGACUGCACCCCGUUCUUCCCCGCUAGCUAAAGAGGCGGUAACAUCUAGGAAGGGGAGGGCUACAGAGAGUGGCAGUGACUCGUAUAACGCCUCUGACAAAUAUGGAGACGGCAGAGACCCACACUCAUAUGGAGAUGUCAGAGACCCCAAUUCAUAUGGAGACGUCAGAGACCCCCGCUCAUAUGGGGAUGGCAGAGACCCCCACUCAUAUGGAGACUCCAGAGACUCCCACUCAAAUGGGGAAGGCAGAGACCUCCGCUCAUUUGGAGACUCCAGAGACACCUUCUCAUAUGGAGACGCAAGAGACUCUCACUCAUAUGGAGACGGCAGAGACGCUCACUCAUUAGGGAACUCGUCAUUUCGUCGUCGUCGCGACGUCUCGGGAGGUCAAGAGGCCGCGUUCAACGUGUCCAUCGUCAACCGCAGCGCAGAGGUGGACAGCCUCCUGAACAUGGUCGUGUCCACCGCGCAGAUGCCGUAUCCCUGCUACAGCCGCGACGUGUAA